UGCUGAGCGCUGAAGAAAAGAUCAACCAGGAAAAACAAACCGACCCAGAGACACAAGGUCCAGUGACGUGGCCUGUACAGGAGUGUCUUACUGCUGCUGAAACAUACAACAAUUUAAAGGAUUAUGCUAUAAGAUGUCAGAUAGCGAACAUCCAGCCACUGAAAAACAGGAGACCAUGGAAGGCCACAUCGGCAAAGAGUCACCAUCGCAGUCAGACGGUGAGUCCUUUCAUGACGCGCAAAGUGACAUCUCCGCUGACGUAGCCCCAACUCGCAAGACGAGAAAGAGACCGGAGAGCAAACAACCUCCUGAUGUCCAGGAAAGUCCAGAGACAGCCGGUGUGGCGGAAAAUGCAUCAAAGGCUUCUCCAGAGAAGCGGGCUGUGAGUCAGGGUGGUUGGGGAGGCUGGGGAAGCUGGGGGAAGUCUCUUCUUUCUACAGCCACAGCCACUGUUGCCACCGUAGGACACGGACUGUCUCAGGUCAUCGAGAAGGCGGAGACGUCUUUGGGAAUUCCCAGUCCUACAGAGCUCUCCGCUCAAGUGGAAAAGGAAGCGGAAACGCACGGUCCUUCCAGCUCCAGUGAAGGAAACCCAGCGGAGGGGGAAGGUAACGUGUUGGGAAGUGCAGUGGGAAUGCUGUCCUCUCUGUCCAAUGUGGUGCAGAGUACAAGUAAAACAGUAAUAAGUGGUGGACUGGAUGCUCUGGAGUUCAUCGGGAAGAAGACGAUGGACGUGAUAGCAGAAGGAGAUCCAGGGUUUAAAAGAACCAAAGGCCUGAUGAACAGAACGUCCACCUUGUCACAGGUUUUACGGGAGGCAAAGGAACGAGAGGAACAACAGACCGCUCAGAACGUCACCUCGGAAACGGAGAAGAAGGCUCAUUAUGGGAUGCUGUUCGAUGAGUUCCAGGGCCUGUCGCAUCUAGAGGCUUUGGAGAUCCUGUCCAGAGAGAGUGAAGCGAAGGUGAAAUCGGUGCUGCACACCUUAUCGGGCGAGGAGCUGUCUGCUCUGAGAGAUGAUCUGGAGCAGAUCAAGGAGUCCUUCUCGCUGAUGGAGUUUGAUGAUGAGGAGGUAGAUGACCCAAAAGUCGAUGAUGGUGAAAACUUUGUUAAGGAACUGACCGAUGCGCUUAAGAAGCUUCACAUUUCCACGACAGCGGAGAGGCUUGGCAAGGCUAGGAAAAAUGCAUUUGACCGUAUUAUGGACAUGAAGAUCCCAAGUGAUGCUCAGCAGCAGCAGCAUGAAGAGGACGCUGAGCAGGAGGACACGCUUACCAAGUGCACUGUUGAGGACGCUCACCUCUCUGCUAUCACAAGCUUGGCCGAGCUCACAGCAAGAUCCAUCGAGCAGUUCCACAAGGUGGCAGAGAUGAUUCUCCACUCCAGCAUCGAGGGGGUCACGGCUCUGGAGCAAGCCAAAGUCUUAUCACAAAUCACAGUUAUUCUCUGUAAGGAGAUAUCAGUGCUGUCGAAAAAGUUCACAGCUUGUUUAGCUACAAUUGGGUCAAAUGAAAAAGGAGAAGUACUGAAUCCAUUAAUCACUGGAGUCUUCCUAGAGGCCUCCAACAGCGCCUCAUAUAUCCAGGAUGCGUUCCAGCUGUUAAUGCCAGUAUUAGAGGUGUCUCAUAUUCAAAGCACGGCAGAUUCGAGUCAGCGAUAACCGUUGAACCCGUCUGGCCCGUGCCAAGCAGGAAUUUAGACAUUAAUAAGGAACAAGAUCAAGUGUGACAGCUUGUCUUUUAGAUGUAAGCUUCAGAGUAACACAAAUUAAGUUUUAUCGUAAACCUCACCACUAAAAUAUUAUUGAGGAUUUUUUAAUGUUUUGAAAAUGUUAGUGCCGGUCCAUGUAUUCAUUCUUAAGAGAAUAUAUCUAUUUUUAUUUGUCUUAUUCAGAAUUUUGACCGUAUCAGAAUCAGCUGUUAACCAUAAAUUUUUUUGGGGGGGGAGAUUUUGCAAAUGAUCCUAAUUACAUUUGAUAAAGAAUGUAUCAGUAUUGUUUUAGCGUUAAUGUGUUUAGAGUUCUAGUAAAUACAGGAAUUGUAUAUUUUAAAGAAACAUAAAAUGUAACCUCCUGUUUAAGCUCUUCGAGUAGUUUGUUUUGUGAUCUAAGAAUAUCUUAUGUUGUCCAGCGUUCCUCAUGUUGAGGUUCUUUACUGCCAUGGUGACGCUAUGUCGGGUGUAGUAGUGUUCGCAUACUGUACACUCAAAGAAUAAAAGUAGGUUCUGCAUGUGG
Messenger RNA from Clarias gariepinus (North African catfish), 2233 nucleotides. RefSeq names its product family with sequence similarity 114 member A2 (gene fam114a2). NCBI's taxonomy places the organism in Eukaryota, Metazoa, Chordata, Actinopteri, Siluriformes, Clariidae. Bases 134 to 1660 code for a protein of 508 amino acids. The record is from RefSeq and is a predicted model, not a curated record. The transcript is spliced from 14 exons.